Molecule: messenger RNA, 1572 nt
Organism: Acanthosepion pharaonis
Lineage: Eukaryota; Metazoa; Mollusca; Cephalopoda; Sepiida; Sepiidae
Source: the annotation of a GenBank genome assembly
AUGAUACUUGAUUCUUUAUUACCGAUACCUGCUUCUCUUUUAGUCAUACCUGCUUCUCACUUGCUGUUACCUGCUUCUCAUUUAAUCAUACCUGCUUCUCUCUUACUCUUACCUGCUUCUCUUUUAAUCAUACCUGCUUCUCUCUUACUCUUACCUGCUUCUCUUUUAAUCAUACCUGCUUCUCUCUUACUCUUACCUGCUUCUCUUUUAAUCAUACCUGCUUCUCUCUUACUCUUACUGAUCCCUGCUUCUCUAUUACUGAUACCAGCUUCUCUUUUAAUCAUACCUGCUUCUCUCUUAAUUCUCUCUUUAAUCAUACCUGCUUCUGUCUUACUGAUACGUGUCUCUCUUUUAAUCGUACCUGCUUCUCUCUUACUGUUACCUGCUUCACUUUUAAUCAUACCUGCUUCUAACUUGCUGAUAUCUGCUUCGCUUUUAAUCACAACUGUUUCUCGCUUACUGAUACCUGCUUCUUUAUUGCCUACACCCGCUUCUCGUCUAAUCAUACCUGCUUCUCACUUACUCAUACCUGCUUCUCUCUUACUGAUGUCUGGAUCGCUUUUUAAUCAUACCUGCUUCUCUCUUACUGUUACAUGCUUCCCUUUUAAUCUUACCUGCUUCUUUCUUAUUGAUAUCUGCAUCUCUAUAGCUGUUACCUGCUUUUCCUUUAAUCAUACCUGCUUCUCUAUUAUUGAUACCUUCUUCUCUAUUGCCGAUACCUGCUUCUCUUUAAAUUAUACCUGCUUCUCUCUUAUUUUACCUACUUCUCUUUUUAUCAUACCUGCUUCUGUCUUACUGAUACGGGUCUCUCUUUUAAUCGUACCUGCUUCUCUCUUACUGUUACCUGCUUCUUUAUUGCCGAUACCCGCUUCUCUUUUAAUCAUACCUGCUUCUCUCUUACUGAUAUCUGUUUCUCUUUUUAAUCAUACCUGCUUCUCUCUUACUGUUACCUGCUUCUCUUUUAAUCAUACCUGCUUCUGUCUUACUGAUACCGGCUUCUCUUUUAAUCAUACCUGCUUCUCUCUUACUGAUAUCUGUUUCUCUUUUAAUCAUACCUGCUUCUCUCUUACUGUUACCUGCUUCUCUAUUGCCGAUACCUGCUUCUCUUUUAAUCAUACCUGCUUCUCUCUUAUUUUUACCUGCCUCUCUUGUAAUCACACCUGCUUCUCUCUUACUGUUACCGGCUUCUCUAUUAGCGAUACCGGCUUCUCUUUUAAUCAUACCUGCUUAUCUCUUACUGAUACCUGCUUCUCUUUUAAUCAUAUUUGUUUCUCUCUUACCGAUACCUGCUUUUCUUUUAAUCAUACCUGCUUUUCUCUUACUGUUAUAUCACUUUCGACUGAUACCUCCUCCUCUUCAACCAAUAUCUAUUUUUCUUCGUCUAAUAUCUGUGUCUGUCUUAACGUUGUUCUUUUCUCUAACCGAUAUAUUUUUCCUUAUGACCGACAUCUUCGGAAAUUUAAAUUGAAAGGCUCGACAGCUUUUCUCUUUGAACUUUGGAACGGCAACUCACCCGCAAACAUGCCCUCUCUUUCUCUUUCUCUCUCUCUCUCUCUCUCUCUCUCUCUCUAA